AUGGAAGAUCUAAUGAAAGCUUUCAUUAUUAAAACGGAUGAGAAAUUUGAAACUUAUAGUGCAGCUAUUCGAAACUUAGAGAGGCAAGUGGGGCAGAUUGCUAGUCUGUUGUCCAAGAGGUCUCCAGGAACCAUCCCUGUGAAUACCGAAAAGAAUCCAAAGGAAACAAUAAAUGCAGUGUCGUUGCGGAAUGACAAAGUAUUGCAAGGUCCAUUGGUAGCAGAGAAGAAUGAGUUGACGAGAAAUCAAGUUAAGAAUGAAGUGAGGGCAGAGCAAGAGGAUGAUCUGAAGAAGAAGAACAAAUCUAAAGUUCCAAAACUAACGAAGAAAUACAAACAAAGAAGUAAUGAUGAGAUUGAAGAGAGUAAAUACAUGUCUGCUCUACCUUUCCCCCAGAAGCAAAGAAGAGAGAAGUUGGACAAACAAUUCAGGCGUUUUCUAGAAGUGCUCAAGCAGGUGCAUGUGAAUAUAUCUUUCACGGAGGUGCUUUCACAGAUGCCAGCCUAUACUAAGUUCUUGAAGGAGAUAUUUUCUAACAAGAGGAAAGUGGAAGAGACAUCGGCUGUCAAGCUCACAGAGCAUUGUAGAAAUUGGAGGGAGAGAUUGGAAAAAUCAGAUCUAUACUUGUGUCCUUGCAGCUGGCGGAUCAUACCAGAAGGAAUAGUGAAAGAUGUGCUAGUUCAGGUAGAUAAAUUUGUGUUCCCUGUGGACUUUAUCAUGGUGAAUAUGGAAGAGAAUAGGGAGAUCCUUCUUGGCUACUAG
This is a messenger RNA of Nicotiana tabacum (common tobacco), 762 nucleotides long. Lineage: Eukaryota; Viridiplantae; Streptophyta; Magnoliopsida; Solanales; Solanaceae. The record is from RefSeq and is a predicted model, not a curated record.